Hypoxylon trugodes is the source of this 2039-nucleotide messenger RNA. RefSeq lists its product as uncharacterized. The record is from RefSeq and is a predicted model, not a curated record. Gene Ontology annotation, molecular function: RNA polymerase II cis-regulatory region sequence-specific DNA binding; DNA-binding transcription factor activity, RNA polymerase II-specific; zinc ion binding. The transcript has 2 exons. Lineage: Eukaryota; Fungi; Ascomycota; Sordariomycetes; Xylariales; Hypoxylaceae. The coding region runs from base 578 to 1513 and encodes 311 amino acids. Gene Ontology annotation, biological process: positive regulation of transcription by RNA polymerase II; negative regulation of transcription by RNA polymerase II.
AGUCAUCAGGAAAUUUUCUUUCUAUUCUGCCUAUCUCGCGCCCGUCUUUCUUUUUUUCUCUAGCAGGUCUAGCAGCGAUAGCGCAUCAUUUGAAUGCUCUAAAAAUUUCCACUACGUCAAACGAAAGAGGGGCUAGCACUACAGUACAAGCGCUACAAGUGGUAUCUGUGGUAUCUGGUAUCUAUGGUAUCUCCUACUUGGUUGAAAUUUUAGGUUCGAUGGGGGGCACCAAAGUAGCUGCUGCACCGAAAGCUUGCGAUUGACAUGGGAAGGUGGAAAUUUUUCUCCCCAUUCCAAUUCGUUGCAUGGGCCUUGAUAAAUGGUUUGCACUGUGGUAGUACCUUGUACCCUGAUACAUACAAGGUCUGUGGUGAAACUUGAUUGGCUAGGUUCUUAUCAGCACCCACUUUCUGGAAAUUCUUCAAUCUUCCCGUUUAUCAAUUCUAUCGAUCCCCAUAUCAAUACACCUAUCCUUCCCUAUCGAUAUCUCCCCCAGUCUCUCAUCGCCGACACGCCAUUCCACCGCCGACACAACCCAUUUUCUAUUUGAGAAUCCUUCUUUUACCUUAAAUUCAAGAUGAUGGCCUCACACCCGACCGUGGCCUCGGCAGCUAACAAUGAGAACCCAUCUACCCAGCCAACCUGUCAGAAUUGCGGCACUUCAACCACGCCGUUAUGGCGUCGCGACGAGUCAGGAUCCGUCCUAUGCAAUGCCUGCGGCCUAUUCUUGAAGCUGCAUGGCCGCCCGCGCCCGAUAUCAUUGAAGACCGACGUCAUCAAAAGCCGAAAUCGUGUCAAGACAAUGCGACCGGAUAUGCAAGUUAAGAAAAAGCAGAGCCUUCCUGCCAGCACCAACGGAAAUAAUUUCCAGAAUCAUGACAGCGCGACCGCUGCUGCGCUUGCCGCCGUUCGCGCGACUCAACAAAAGGCAACCAACGGACACGGUACAGAUUCGCCCGUGUCGCGCACUGCGACCCCGUCUCUUUAUGAUCCCCAUCUGACUGCCUUCCAAGCAAUGGAUCAUUUCCAAUCGGAAUCUCUACAACAGUAUCCCAUCCCCGGCGGUUCCCCUGGACAUCCUCAAUCGCCUAUGAACGGCGACCAACAGGGCCUAGAAGUCCCCCAGACCCACGAGCAGCUGAUUGCUGCUAACUCGAGCCUUAAGACGCGCGUCAGCGAGUUGGAGCUUGUCAACGAGCUAUACAGGGGCCGACUACAGCAAUUGGAGCAGGACAUGCAGACUGCGGAUAACUACCGCCAUUCUGCCGAGAGCGCUGCGAAGGACGCCGCCACGGAACGUCUUCAACGCGAAGAAAUCCAGCGACAAUUGGAGGACAGCCACAGACGAGAGAAUAUCCUAAAGAGAAGACUGGACGAGAUGGAACAGGAGAACCAGGAUCUUAAGAGCAAAGCUGAGGAGUCCGAGUCAGAACGUGCAGCAAAGAGGCCAAAGCUUGAUGAAGAGGCGAAAGCCGAAGAAACAGAGGUGCCUACACCGCAAUCCGCUUCUUAGGAGGAGGGGCCAUACGACAUCACUUACUUUCUGCCACAAGCAUAAUUACUUCUAGCUGCGAUCCGUCCCUCCUUUCUUAUCUGUAACAUUAUCUACUCACGACUUUCCUUGCGUCUAUUUUGCCUUUUUUCUCUAAUCUCGGAAGCCUGGCGAUAGGAGGCUGUGGAGGCCUUCGGACUCGGAUAGGUCUAUUACGGCUUCUCUAAUCAAUAGUUGGUGUGGUAUGGUGAGUUGGCCGAGAUGGCUCCAUCGGAUUGGCGCGGUCAAAAUCUUGAGCAGUACGGCGAGGUGGAUAACUCAUCAUUGACGACGGUACGGCUUGGUCUUUGCGGCUACUGAAUUCCCCCCCGCGGUAGCCUGCUGGAAGGGAACGGGGACAACGAAAGGAGUUUUACGGAGUCACCAAACUUGCUGGGCGUUGCCGCCUCUAGCUAAUGGUCAAUAAAAGUUUGAUUUGCAUUUCUUAUAAUGAAUGAUAUCAGAGACCUUCCGUAGUACAUAAUUAUAAAAGGCUCUUGCAACCAGA